AUGCUGCGCAACCUGAAAGAAACGGGCUUUCCUCUGAGCAUGCGCCAAUGGGGCUUGUUUACAAAGAACAUCUACGAGAUGGCCAUAGUAGACUUGAUCAUGGUUGCUAGCACUGGUCUAAGUCUGCCUCUGAACAAGCUGUUCAAAAACAGCAAGGGUUGGCUCCAGUGGAAGCACCAAGGCAUGAACGUGCAGAUCCUCUAUCAGGCCUUUUGGCUAUUACUGUGGGUCACUUGGCCCUUUGUACGCGACUGGACAUGGACCGCCCAAGUCUUUUUCACUCUGCAUCUCCUCGUCAUGUUUAUGAAGAUGCAUUCGUACGCCUUCUACAACGGCCAUCUCGCCAGCACACUACAACGUCUGUCUGCACUCGACAACCCUGCUUCGGACGCCUCGACUGCUGCUGCAGUCAAGUACCCCUCGUCACAGACUCCGAUCGAUGUUAUCAACGACGAACUGAAAGAGGAAGAGACGACACGAGCAGAUUCUUUGACACAGUUGCGUGAAGACUUGGCCAUGGAGUUGGUUUCUCCUUUCGGCCGCCUUACCUACCCUCAAAACCUGACGGUCGCUAAUUAUUGCGAUUUCCUAUUCUGUCCGACACUGUGCUACGAACUCGAAUAUCCCCGUACCAGCUCUCGCUCUUAUCUCGAAAUCUUUUGGAAGACUCUGGCAGUUGGCGGCAUUAUCUUUNUGCUCACCAUCACUUCCGAGGAGUUCAUCAUUCCGGUGCUUGACGAGUCUGCUGAGAGGUUAGAACAUCAGCACAACUGGCAAGAGGGCAGUCUGGUCUUUGCAGAGACGGUCAGCAGACUACUCUUUCCGUUCAUGGUUGCUUUCUUGUUGGUCUUUCUUGUCAUCUUUGAAUAUCUCCUCGGUGCCUUUGCAGAGAUUACUUGUAAGUCUGAAGCCUUCGAUCGUGAUAUAGAGAAGCACUUCCUAACAUUUCUUAGGUNNUUCGCCGACCGACAAUUUUAUUCGGACUGGUGGAACAGUCUCGACUGGCUCGAGUUUUCUCGCGAAUGGAACAUCCCUGUCCAUCAUUUCUUCCGUCGCCACGUUUACUCGGCAUCUCGCAACACCAUGUCUCGACCCGUGGCCACUUUCAUCACCUUCCUAGUCUCUAGUAUAGCACACGAGCUCGUCAUGGGUUGCAUCACACGCAAGUUUCGUGGAUACGGCUUCGUUGCCAUGAUGUUGCAGAUGCCGAUAGUCUUGGUUCAGCGCAGCCCCUGGAUCCGCAACAGGACCAUCCUCAAUAACGUCCUGUUCUGGUGCAGUAUGAUCUUGGGCUUGAGCAUGGUAAGUGCUAUCCUCCUUUCCCUGGACCAGGUUUUGAUGGUUGCUGACCUCCAUGGCAGAUGUGCGCGUUGUAUGUUCUGUUGUAGAUGUAGUCAAGAAUGGUGCCCAAUUGAUCCGGGCCCCAAAUCAGACACACUCCACUCCACAGUUUGA
Aureobasidium vineae is the source of this 1455-nucleotide messenger RNA. NCBI's taxonomy places the organism in Eukaryota, Fungi, Ascomycota, Dothideomycetes, Dothideales, Saccotheciaceae. The record is from the annotation of a GenBank genome assembly.